Molecule: messenger RNA, 759 nt
Organism: Brassica oleracea var. oleracea
Lineage: Eukaryota; Viridiplantae; Streptophyta; Magnoliopsida; Brassicales; Brassicaceae
Product: eukaryotic translation initiation factor 6-2-like
Exons: 1
Coding region: 1-759 (252 amino acids)
Biological process (GO): maturation of 5.8S rRNA; ribosomal subunit export from nucleus; maturation of LSU-rRNA
Cellular component (GO): preribosome, large subunit precursor; cytosol; nucleolus
Molecular function (GO): ribosomal large subunit binding
Source: RefSeq, a predicted model, not a curated record
AUGACCAAGUUGAGGGAUAGUCUACCUCAUCAAGUUGUGGUCCGGAGAAUCGAGCAGCGUCUGUCUGCUCUUGGAAAUUGCAUUGCCUGCAACGACCAUGUUGCUCUUGCUCACACCGAUCUUGACGAGGAAACUGAGGAAAUAAUAGCGGACGUUCUUGGUGUUAAAGUUUUCCGUCAGACAGUUGCAGGCAACAUUCUUGUCGGCUGUUACUGUGCCUUGUCCAACAGAGGUGGCAUUGUCCAUUCUCACACCUCAGAGGAAGAGUUGGACGAACUCUCGACGCUACUUCGGGUCCCACUCGUCGCAGGAACUGUAAACCGUGGUAGUGAAGUUAUAACUGGGGGAAUGGCUGUCAAUGAUUGGACUGCUUUCUGUGGUUCAGACACAACUGCAACAGAGCUCUCUGUUAUAGACAGCAUCUUCAAGCUAGGGGAAAUCUCUAAUAUAUACAAGAUCUCUACAUUGGAAUGGGAUUCGCUUGUGACCGAGUCCGAAGUCCCGGUGAUGGUUAUGUUCACACAAGACGGGUGGCCCCCAUGUCGAUACGUGAGGCAUGUAAUGGAUGAACUCGACUCGAAAUACACUGGUCGGUUCAAAUUCUACACACUCAACGUUCAUGAAGAGACAUGCAUCGCAAUACGCUACGACAUAUUCAAUGUCCCGACUACUAUUGUCUUCAAAGGCGGAGACGAGAUGGCUAGAGUAUAUGGAUCUAAUGCUAUGGAAGUAAGUAGACUAGUGGAACAAUACGUGUGA